Formica exsecta is the source of this 1345-nucleotide messenger RNA. RefSeq lists its product as uncharacterized. The record is from RefSeq and is a predicted model, not a curated record. The transcript is spliced from 2 exons. NCBI's taxonomy places the organism in Eukaryota, Metazoa, Arthropoda, Insecta, Hymenoptera, Formicidae. Bases 26 to 655 code for a protein of 209 amino acids.
GGAACUGCUAGAAGAGUUGAAAAGAAUGAUACAGGGAGAAGUAUGUGGAGAGAAAAAGAAAGAGAAUGUUAUAAUUAUCAAACCCAAGAUUCAACAAGAGAAUGAAGUUACAAAAAAAUUGAUAAAAGAAAAGGUAGAUAUCAAAAACAUGGCGAUGGGAAUAACGAAGCUAAAAAAAGGAAGCAAGGGAACAGUGAUUCUGGGUUGUGAAACUGGAGAAGAAAUGAAAACGUUGAAAGCCACAGUGCAGGACAAACUAGGAGAAAAUUUCAAAGUUACGGAAUCACCGCAGAUAACGCCCAAAAUAAAAAUUAUCAAUGUCAGCGAAGAAGAAAUGAGAUUGGAUGAUGAUGACUUAAUAACUACAAUCAAGAAGCAGAAUAGAAUUGAUGCAAUAAAUGAUGGAUUCCAAAUGCGAAUAGUGAAGAAAAUAGUUAAAGAAAAAAGAAAUGAUAAUAAUCAACUUAGAAGAAGAGAAAAAGAAGAAGGUUCGAUAAUAAUUGAAGUAGAUGAAGAAACGCAUGAAUUGAUGUUGAAAAAAGAGAAACUAAAUGUAGGAUGGAGAAAAUGUCCUAUAUUCAAUCACAUUAAUGUUAAAAGAUGCUUUAAAUGCUGGGGAUACUAUCAUAUUGCAAAAAAAUUGUACGCGAGAUGAAACAUGCCACAAAUGUGCGGGAAAUCAUAAAGCGAUUGAAUGUACGGCAACAAAGAAAAAAUGUGUAAAUUGUAUGUUUAAAAUUCGAACAUACAACCUGAAGAUAAGUGAUGAACACGACGCCCUUAGCCCAGAAUGUCCAACAUUUAAAAGGGCGAUACAAGAGGAGAAGAGGAGAGCCGGCUGGGAAGAUGCGAAAUAGCAACUACAGAAGGAAGCGGAAAUAAUAUUGUAUACAAACGCGCAAAGUUUGAUGGCGCAUAAAGAUGAGAUACAACAUCAGAUUAUGAAGAAAAUAAAUCCGGCAUUCGUAGCGUUAUCAGAGACAAGAUUGACUGCUGAAAUUGAAGACAGUAAAGUGAACGUACCAGGUUAUAGUAUAAUUAGAUGCGAUGCUGAAAAUAGAAAUACAGGAGGGGUUGUUUUAUAUAUAAGGGAUGAUGUUAAAUAUGAAAUAGUAUUAGUAAAAAAAUUAGAAUCGAAUUGUUGGUGUGCUGCGAUUGAGGUGAAAGAAAAAUUGUAUAGAGGAAUAAUAAUGGUAAUAUAUCAUUCACCGAGUGCAUCGCAUGGUGAUUUCGUGAGAUUUCUGGAGGAUAUAAUAGAAGAGUUAAUAAUACGGGGAGAAUGUAUGAUAAUAGGAGACUUUAAUAUAGAUAUUAUGUUAGAUUCGUUUUAUACAAGGAAGUUACA